AUGGGGCCGAGUAUAGAGUCACUUCUUCCUCCUCUGACACCCGAAUCAUUACGAUGUAUCUAUCGACUUCAGCGAUAUGUACCUCCAGUUGAAAGUAGGCGAAUCCCAAGGAAGAGAUCAGCGGCUGUAGCUGUAGUUUUGUUCGUUGGUCGUUUAGGCGAUUUAUAUGUCCUUCUAUCCACCCGUGCGGGAGAUAUGCGGACUUACGCUCAUGAUACGGCUUUGCCAGGAGGUAAAUAUGAGGAAGGCGAUGUUGAUCCGGAAGGAACGGCUAGGAGAGAAGCAUUUGAAGAGAUUGGAUUACCCAUGGAUAGAGAGAAAGUGGUGAAAUUAUGUGAAAUGGAGAAAUUCAUGACUGGAAAUUCGUUGAUUGUGACUCCUGUUAUACUCAUCGUGACGGAUCAUACAUUAUCACCCCUCCUAAACCCUUCUGAAGUCGGACGAUUAUUUUCAAUGCCAUUAAGUGCAUUCUUACAUUCCAGACCAUCCCAAAUCCCUUCAUUUCACUAUAGGAUCUCACAUCGACUUUCAAAGAUCCCUUAUUGGGUUAUCGAUAAUAUACCACCACCCCCGCCGGUCCUCUAUGCCCAAGGUCUGGGAGGGGAAGAUGUGAUUGGCGGUAAAGAAGGUAGGUUUUACGGGUAUAGAGAUAUUCAAUGGGGUGAAGGGAAAGUAAGGUUUCAUAGAUUCUUGACAGGACGAGAAUCGGAAGGUGUUAAACCUGUUUAUGGAUUGACUGCCGCAAUCCUCAUACAUUCUGCUUCGAUAGGAUACGAUCAAGCUCCUGAUUUCGACGUACAAGCUCCCGGACAAAAAUCGAUGAUGGAAAGGAUGACGCACGAGAUACGGCAGGGUGAAGGACCUUUGAGAAGAGCAGUGGAUCAAGAGGGUUUAUGGGAAGACUGGAAAGGCGAUCAAGACGUGAAAGCAAAAUUAUAA
Molecule: messenger RNA, 939 nt
Organism: Kwoniella shivajii
Lineage: Eukaryota; Fungi; Basidiomycota; Tremellomycetes; Tremellales; Cryptococcaceae
Exons: 8
Coding region: 1-939 (312 amino acids)
Biological process (GO): coenzyme A catabolic process
Molecular function (GO): coenzyme A diphosphatase activity
Source: RefSeq, a predicted model, not a curated record